AGAGAGAGCGCGAGAGCGAUCGAGAGAGAGAGAGGCGCGUGCGGCAUUUUGUGAAGUCCUGCCCAAAGACGGACACGGCGAGCGACCACAGCGCCACAGCUGCGCUAAGUCAGCUGGCCACGAUGAGCCAUCCGCGCUGCGCCCGCUGCAACGUUUCCUGCGAAGCGCUUUCUGUGCGGCCGGGACGGCGGAGCCAUGACCGGAGCUUUCAGUGAGCCAACGGGCGUCCUGUAAACGUGGACAAGCGGGCGUGUGAGUGAGCGAGUCAGUAAGGAAGAUCUGCCUUCACUGUAAGUGCCCCCGGCAAGAGCAUGCAGCGGCAGUGAUGCCCCUCGAGAUGGAGAAAACGGUCAACAAGCUCAUGUAUGACUUUCAGCGCAACUCCACCUCGGACGACGACUCGGGCUGCGCAUUGGAGGAGUACGCCUGGGUGCCCCCUGGACUCAAGCCAGAACAGGUUCACCAGUAUUACAACUGCCUCCCCGAAGACAAGGUCCCCUAUGUGAACAGCCCAGGCGAGAAGUACAGGAUCAAGCAGCUCCUCCAUCAGUUACCACCACACGACAACGAGGUGCGAUACUGCAACUCCUUAGACGACGAAGAGAAAAGAGAGCUCAAACUGUUCAGCAACCAGAGGAAGCGCGAGAAUCUGGGCCGAGGCAACGUCAGGCCCUUUCCUGUCACCAUGACUGGAGCCAUCUGCGAACAGUGUGGCGGCCAGAUCACUGGAGGUGACAUCGCAGUGUUUGCUUCCAGAGCUGGCCAUGGUGUCUGCUGGCACCCGCACUGCUUUGUGUGCAGCAUCUGUGACGAGCUGCUUGUGGAUCUCAUUUAUUUCUACCAGGAUGGCAAGAUAUUCUGCGGCCGGCAUCAUGCCGAACGACUGAAGCCCAGAUGUGCUGCCUGUGAUGAGAUCAUUUUUGCAGACGAGUGCACCGAGGCAGAGGGCAGACACUGGCACAUGAAGCAUUUUUGCUGCUUUGAGUGCGAGACGGUGCUGGGAGGCCAGAGGUACAUCAUGAAAGAAGGAAGGCCCUACUGCUGCAACUGUUUUGAGUCCCUGUAUGCCGAGUACUGUGACGCCUGUGGGGAGCACAUAGGUAUUGACCAAGGCCAGAUGACCUACGACGGACAGCACUGGCACGCUACAGAGAGCUGCUUCUGCUGUGCACGGUGCAAGAAGUCGCUCUUGGGCCGCCCGUUCCUCCCCAAGCAAGGCCAGAUCUUCUGCUCCAGAGCCUGCAGUGUUGGAGAUGACCCCAAUGGCUCCGACUCCUCCGACUCGGCCUUCCAGAGCGCCAGAUCACGGGAGUCCCGCCGAAGUGCUAAAAUUGGUAAAAACAGCUGCAAAUCUGAGCCCAGGCCCUCGGCGUCCAUGCUGGCGGCUUCAAACCGGUUCUCGACUGAUGUAGACCCCCUGUCGCUGCAGAUGGAUUUGCUAAGCCUUUCAAGUAAAGCCCCCAGCCUGAACCGUGAGCAACAGGUAUGGAAGAGCCGAGACGAGCUCUACCAGUUUGGGAAUGCAAACGAGCAAUCGCAGAGUCCGCUGCAGCUCCUGAGCCAGUGCAACGUCCGAACUUCGUACAAUCCCGGGCAGAGUGCUGGGGUGCAGCCUGAAGCCUGGCUUAAAGAGCCGAGUUCGAAGAGGGUCUCCAUGCCGGCAAUGAAGGGCCACUCUGAAGGCUGGCUUCACGAAAAUCAAGAGGAAUACUUUCCACCCAAGCUGGUGGCUCAGAGCAGUUUUAACGACAACGCAAAUCCUGGGUUUUCAGAGAAAAGAACCGUGAGCCUGCAUCGCUACGAGCGAGACCGGGACGUCCUCCCUCAGCAGUGCCGCACUAGGAAUCCCAUCAACGGGCUCAGCUUUACCGAGGAGCUCACGCCAAUGGCACAGUCUCCGCAAGGCUCCAUGGAAUCCCUCACGCUGUCCAACAUCACAGGUACUUCCGUAGAUGGAGGCAACAAGCGCCAGGAGCAUUUAUCCCGAUUUUCAAUGCCAGAUUUAAGUAAGGACUCCGGAAUGAAUGUGUCCGAGAAGAGCAACAUGGGGACGCUAAAUUCCUCGGUGCAUUUUAAAAGUUCGGAGUCUUUAAGGAGCUUAAAUUGCAUACCGCAGUACCGAGACGUGGAAGCACCCGAGGAAAGGCUGAAUUAUAACGUGCAAUACCAGGGGUCGCCACCGCUAACGAGGGCAGCACAGGGAAUGGGCUUCGAAGACGAGGACGCCCUGAACGGGAUGAGUGGCCAAAACAUCACCAGGCUGCCGCCAAUGAGCGACCGAACACGCAGGCGUGCGAGUGGACAAGACGACGGGCGCCGGCGACACCACCACCAUCACCGCUCGAGGCGGUCUCGGAGGUCGAGGUCCGACAACGCCCUUCACUUAGCUGCCGAGAGGCACAGUCACGUUCGGGAGCGGCCGCAGCUGCGUAUCCGCGAGGACUACGAUCGAUUUAUGUUACCCCGCGGAGGCAGGGAUUCUUUGGGAAGGGGAUACAAAAGAGACCCCUACAUCCAGUGUCCACGGACCACCUCCGACCUGACCCUGCAAAACCCAAUCGGGCACCGACUGGGCGCCUACUAUGACGAUUACGAUGACGACGACGACUGGUGUUCCACUUGCUCCUCUUCCUCAGAAUCGGACGAUGAAGGCUACUUCCUGGGGGAGCCGAUACCGAGGCCCGUCCAGCUGCGUUACCUCUCGGGCGAAGAGCUUCUGCACAAGUACGGAUCGCCGGUGCUCGGAGGCCCCCCGCCGCUUGGUGGUCGGGGUCAGCUGCACACCCGAAAACGGAGGAAGAGUAAGAACUGCAUCAUCUCCUAGGCGGGCGACUCCUCCUCCUCCUUCCCGUCCCCUCCCCCCUCGCUCCUCGAAUGUAAAAUUUGCGCAGUUGCACUUCCACAGUCUGGCGAAUGUUCAUUGGGUCUCCUCCCCUUCCGCUGGUCUCUCACGGGUCUCCGCUCGCUUUGUGAUUGCGCCCUCGCCCGCCCGCCCGCCACUAUGGACAGCACAGCCCCCUCUCUGCAUGUUUGCCCGUCUCGACAUUUCAAUUGGAAGUUGUUUUUUUUUUUUUUAUUUUAGUUUGGAUUCCUUUUCGUUCCCAUUGGCUCCUUUCGUGUCCCCGCCUCUCUGGCCCCGCCCCUCUAUUAACGGUUCACAAUUGACACUCCGUGCAGCUCUGCCAUUUUUCUUUCCCGCUUGUUGUUUUCUACUCUUGCGUUGCUUUUAUUUUAAUUUAAUUGUUAUUUGUACAUAAAAUCAAUUCCUUAAGUUAAGUAUUUAGUGUAUAUAUGGUGUAAAUGAGUUACUACAUAUUUUUAUAUUUUGUAACGAUAGCAGCAUUUAAUGUAUUAUAAGUUACCAAUAGGAAUAAAUGCAUGAAUGUUUCCUUGCUGGCCAUGUCUUGAAUUGGAAUUAAACGGUUAUUUCACGGAAAA
This is a messenger RNA of Erpetoichthys calabaricus (reedfish), 3438 nucleotides long. RefSeq names its product prickle homolog 2b (gene prickle2b). Lineage: Eukaryota; Metazoa; Chordata; Cladistia; Polypteriformes; Polypteridae. The transcript is spliced from 8 exons. The record is from RefSeq and is a predicted model, not a curated record. The coding region runs from base 326 to 2824 and encodes 832 amino acids. Gene Ontology annotation, molecular function: zinc ion binding.